This is a messenger RNA of Nematolebias whitei (Rio pearlfish), 1294 nucleotides long. RefSeq names its product DEAH (Asp-Glu-Ala-His) box polypeptide 33 (gene dhx33). NCBI's taxonomy places the organism in Eukaryota, Metazoa, Chordata, Actinopteri, Cyprinodontiformes, Rivulidae. Gene Ontology annotation, molecular function: RNA binding. The record is from RefSeq and is a predicted model, not a curated record. The transcript is spliced from 8 exons. The coding region runs from base 1 to 1122 and encodes 373 amino acids. Gene Ontology annotation, cellular component: nucleolus; intracellular anatomical structure. Gene Ontology annotation, biological process: positive regulation of transcription by RNA polymerase I.
AUGUAUAUACAGAAACAGAAGAGGGGGAAGCAGGGCUGUAGGAAGGUCAUCCUCGCCACCAACAUCGCUGAGACCUCAGUCACCAUCUCUGGGAUCAAGUACAUCAUUGACACGGGGAUGGUGAAGGCCAAACGCUUCAAUCCUGACAGUGGGUUGGAGGUGUUGGCGGUGCAGCGGGUCUCUAAGGCCCAGGCGUGGCAGCGAGCGGGUCGGGCUGGCAGGGAGGACUCUGGCUUCUGCUACCGUCUCUACACUGAGCAGGAGUUCGACAGCCUCAUCCCCAUGACUGUACCUGAGAUCCAGAGGUGUAACCUGGCCGGUGUGAUGCUGCAGCUCAUGGCGCUCGGGAUUCCAGAUGUGAUGAAUUUUGAUUUCAUGUCCAAACCUUCUCCAGAGGCGGUUUGUGCUGCUGUGAAGCAGCUGGAGCUGCUGGGAGCUGUGGAGAGGAAGGAGGAGCAGGUUCUCCUCACCGCUCUUGGGAAGAAGAUGGCCAGUUUCCCCCUGGAUCCAAGAUAUGCCAAGACCAUCCUGCUGUCCCCAGAUUACUCUUGUUCUGAAGAGAUCCUGAGCAUCGUGUCCCUGCUGUCAGUGGACAGUGUUCUGUACAACCCUCCGGCCCGCUGGGACGAGGUGCUCGCCGCACGCAAGAAGUUCACGUCUAGCGAAGGAGACCACAUGACCCUGCUCAGUAUUUACAGAGCUUUCAAGAAAGUUGGCGGUAACAAGGAGUGGUGUCGGGAGAACUUCGUCAACAGCAGGAACAUGGGUCUGGUGAAAGAAGUUCAGGCUCAGCUCCGAGAAAUCUGCCUGAAGCUGAACCUGAAGCUCGAGUCGUGUGGGGCCGACACGGGGAACGUUCGGCGCUGCCUCGCUCACGGGAUGUUCAUCAACGCCGCGGAGCUUCAGCCUGACGGCAGCUACAUGGCUGUGGACGCCCACCAGACCGUGGCCGUCCACCCCUCGUCUGUCCUCUUCCAGAGUAAGCCGGCCUACGUGAUCUUCAACGAGCUGCUGCACACGUCCCGCUGCUACAUGAGGGGGCUGUGCUUGGUCGACGCCGACUGGCUCAUGGACGCGGCGCCCGAGUACUUCGGCCACAAGCUGCAUGUCACCAAAAGCUAACAGGAAGUGCAGUUUGGACCGAGCAGAAUAUUGUGUGUCGGACACGUCUGGACUACCUCCCAGCUGGCACGGACCUGCUGCAGCAGAUCUGCAUCUUGACACGUAAAACUCUCUGAAAGAAAUUAACCUCACCAGUUGGACUUCUUGGAGAGCAGCACGUUUUUAUGGUCGC